UUUCGGGGGGUUCUCAUCAUUCAUCGACAUACACACAUAGAAUCCCCAGUGUCUCAAAAAAUAUCACUUCUUUUUUUCUUCUUUCAAAAUCACCUCUAUUGUGGCCACAUGCUUUUGGGCUGAAAUAGCAAACACCAAUUGAUUAUUAGCCUCUUGAACUGUUGCAUUUGGAUUGCCAUUUUCUUCCCCCGGCCCCUUCAUUAGGAAAAACGGUUAGUAAAGUUCAUGAAGGGAUGGAAAUGGCAAUGGCUGAUAAUGAGAGUGGAAGAAGUACUGGGAAUUGGAGGAAAAAAAUGGUUGUUUUGGUUGACCAGCUGAGGGGGUUUCCUAGUUUGGCUUGUAAGAAUAUGUGGAAGAUGGGGCGUGAUGAUCCAAGAAGGCUCAUCCAUGCUUUCAAAGUAGGUUUCUCUCUCACUCUUGUGUCUUUGCUCUAUCUCUUGGAGCCAAGCUUCCAAGGGAUUGGAGAGAAUGUCAUGUGGGCUGUCAUGACCGUCGUCUUAGUCUUUGAGUUCACCGCAGGGGCAACUUUAUGCAAAGGCCUCAACAGAGGAUUGGGGACAGUGUUUGCAGGAGCACUGGCAUUUGUUGUUAAAUAUGUUGCAAAUGGAUCUGGCCGCGCCUUUCAUGCUUUUUUCAUUGGAACUACCGUUUGUAUUGUAGGUGCUGCAACCAGUUAUAUGAGAUUCUUCCCCUACAUAAAGAAGAAUUAUGAUUAUGGGGUCCUUAUAUUUCUCUUGACCUUCAACUUGAUAACUGUUUCGAGUUACCGGACCGAAAAUCUCUUCAAGAUGAUAUACCAGCGCUUCUACACCAUAGCCAUAGGCUGUGCCAUAUGCCUUCUGAUGAGUCUAUUGGUAUUUCCAAAUUGGUCAGGGGAAGCUCUCCAUAACUCAACAGCUUUCAAGCUUGAAGGCCUAGCUAAAUCUAUAGAAGCUUGUGUCAACGAAUACUUUAAUGGAGAAAUGGAAGCCUCUAAUGAUAAAAUAUCAGCUGAGGAUAUAUACAAAGGUUACAAGGCUGUUUUGGAUUCAAAAACCACUGAUGAAACUCUGGCAUUACAUGCAAGUUGGGAGCCAAGACAUUCAUGUCACAAAUUUCCAUGGCAGCAGUAUGUAAAAGUUGGAACUGUUCUUCGUCAAUUUGGGUAUACAGUGGUAGCCCUACAUGGCUGUUUGAAAACAGAAAUUCAGACUCCACCAUCGGUUCGAGUCCUGUUCAAGAACCCUUGCACAAAGCUUGCAUCAGAAGUAUCAAAAGUCCUGAUAGAACUUGCCAAUAGCAUAAGGAACCGUCGCCGUUGCUCUCAAGAAAUACUCUCUAAUAAUCUCCAAGAAGCCCUGCAGGACCUCAACACUGCCAUAAAGUCUCAGCCUCGGCUUUUCUUAGGCACCUCCAACGACAGCCAAGACACUGACAUAUUGGCCAUAGCCGCAGCACACGCAGCAGGACUAAGAAACCAAGGAAAUGGCUCGCUAUCAAGUGUUAAAAUAGACACUUCAACCUUGCAAGAGUGCAAAGCACAAUGCACUGAACAGCCAAAGGAAGCAGCAGAACGAAAGAUGUUGAGACACCAGCUGAGUAUAAUCGCAAUAACUAGCCUUGAGUUCUCUGAAGCCUUGCCUUUUGCUGCCUUUGCAUCUUUGCUUGUGGAGACAGUGGCAAAAUUGGACCUUGUUAUAGAGGAAGUUGAAGAACUAGGGAGGUUAGCACGCUUCAAAGAUUACAGACACGAUGAUAAGAUUGUUAUCAGUUGUGAAACACCACGAGUUGAUGUGUUAGAAGACCAUAUACCUACUCGUGGAGCAGAAUAAAUAUAGGAGGAGCCUAGGAAAUGCAUUCUUUCUUGGACAUGGAUUUUUUUAUGAUAUAUAUACAUAUGUUUUGAUGUUCAAAAAAAAAAAAAAUAUCUC
This is a messenger RNA of Glycine soja, 1910 nucleotides long. Its product is annotated as aluminum-activated malate transporter 14-like. The record is from RefSeq and is a predicted model, not a curated record. Gene Ontology annotation, biological process: malate transport. Gene Ontology annotation, cellular component: plant-type vacuole membrane. The coding region runs from base 234 to 1811 and encodes 525 amino acids. The transcript is spliced from 6 exons. NCBI's taxonomy places the organism in Eukaryota, Viridiplantae, Streptophyta, Magnoliopsida, Fabales, Fabaceae.